Drosophila eugracilis is the source of this 510-nucleotide messenger RNA. RefSeq lists its product as uncharacterized. The record is from RefSeq and is a predicted model, not a curated record. Bases 71 to 430 code for a protein of 119 amino acids. The transcript has 2 exons. NCBI's taxonomy places the organism in Eukaryota, Metazoa, Arthropoda, Insecta, Diptera, Drosophilidae.
AUUGCUUUGCCAGUUCCGUUCCACAAGGGUAUACUUUUCACUCGGGAAACUCCUGAAAAUCACUAUAAAAAUGUUGCUGAACCUUGUAUAUGGUGUGUUGGAAGCAAUUUCAAAAGCAAUAUACACUACAGUGGCCACCAUUUGGAGCAUUGAACAGGCCAUGAUUAACAUGAUGAUGUCCACGUUUUUAUUUGUGCUGGGCAUAGCCUGCCACCCAGUUAUGGUUAUACCUAUGCUACUUGGAGGAUACUAUAUAAUCCGCAAUUUUUGCUUCAGACGCGCAAUGAACCCUAAAAAGGACAAUGCUUUGGAUAACGAUGGUGGACUAAUCAAGCGUAACAUACCCCUAAGUCCACGCCUUCCAUCUUACCGCAGCUUCGGAAACCUAUCCUCACUUAGCAAUGAUGUACCAAAUGAUAACUGUCAAUAAGGACGACAGACAUUUUUGCGUUUAUAUUAGUUAUUAGACAUCAUAUUGGCAAAUACAUGUACAGAUGUGAGCAUCCCUAA